UCCUGUCCACGUGUGGAAAAAUGUCCCUCCAUCGUCUGAACAAGGAAAAAGUUACAAAGUAAUUCGCAAUCUCAAAAGUAUCAAAAGACCGCUGGCUAUGGCUUCAAUUACUUCCCUCGGCGUCGUUGUGGCUCCUCCGGCCUCCUCUGCCUCCCUCCGCCGCAGAUUCAAAUAUCCCGCCACAUGCCUCCGCUCACCCUCUUCCACCUUCUAUUUUGGUCCCACUUCUCCCAGAGCCUGUUAUUCCAGCCCCACAACAGACCACGGUUCAGUUUGGGGUCAUAAUUGGAACAGAAGGGGACUAGUGUUUACUGCCACACUGCCAUUUCUUCUUCGUCUGUAUGAAUCCUUGGAUAGUGUCUCUGUACAAGCAGCAGAGUCAGGCAACACUGAAUAUAAUAAGCUUUUAAAGGAUGAGAUUAGGAAAGUAGUCCCCAAGAGCAGGGCGGCUGGUGUACUUCGCCUGGUUUUUCAUGAUGCUGGAACCUUUGAGGUCAAUGAUAAUUCAGGUGGUAUGAAUGGCUCUAUUAUUUAUGAACUCGAAAGAGCUGAAAAUGCAGGUCUUAAAGGCCCUUUGAAGACUCUAGAGAAAGCAAAGAGUGGAGUGGAAGCUACACAACCAGUAUCUUGGGCAGACUUGAUUGCUGUAGCUGGAGCUGAAGCUGUUUCACUUUGUGGAGGCCCAACAAUCCCUGUUGCGUUAGGCCGGCUGGAUUCGAAGGGGGCAGAUCCAGAUGGGAAGCUUCCUCUUGAAACUCUGGGCGCUUCUGCUCUGAAGGAAAGCUUUCUAAGAAAAGGAUUAUCAACGCAAGAACUAGUUGCUCUGACUGGAGCCCAUACUCUUGGAAGUAAGGGUUUUGGAAAUCCAGACGUCUUUGACAAUUCAUAUUUCAAAAUUCUUCUCAAGAAGCCAUGGAAGUCAGGUGGUAUGUCAGGCAUGAUUGGGCUUCCAUCAGACCGAGCUCUUGCUGAGGAUGAGGAAUGCUUAAGCUGGAUAGCGAAGUAUGCAGAGAAUCAGAACUUGUUCUUUGAAGAUUUUGAAAAGGCUUAUAUCAAACUAGUGAAUUCAGGUGCCAAGUGGAGGAGCUUGUGAUAUCAUUUUGUGGAAGAAAAUUACUUAGUCUUUGAAGGGAAAGCUUGCAUGUUUCUCAAAACAAGGAUAUCACAAAGAAUGAAACAACAGCACAAGACGCAUAUUGUCAUAUUGAUUGAGCUUGAUGAAGUAUAUGGAGGUAUUGUAGCAAAAACAUCAGCCUGAGUUGUCUUGAAGUGUAUAAAACGAGUUCUCAUGAAAAAAAUAACAUAGUAGUGAAUCUAAUUGUAAUGGAUGUUAUGUUAA
This is a messenger RNA of Humulus lupulus (European hop), 1339 nucleotides long. RefSeq names its product putative L-ascorbate peroxidase 6. The record is from RefSeq and is a predicted model, not a curated record. The transcript has 10 exons. NCBI's taxonomy places the organism in Eukaryota, Viridiplantae, Streptophyta, Magnoliopsida, Rosales, Cannabaceae. Gene Ontology annotation, biological process: cellular response to oxidative stress; response to reactive oxygen species; hydrogen peroxide catabolic process. Gene Ontology annotation, molecular function: heme binding; peroxidase activity. Bases 98 to 1093 code for a protein of 331 amino acids.